Phragmites australis (common reed) is the source of this 1369-nucleotide messenger RNA. RefSeq names its product stearoyl-[acyl-carrier-protein] 9-desaturase 1, chloroplastic. The transcript is spliced from 2 exons. The record is from RefSeq and is a predicted model, not a curated record. Lineage: Eukaryota; Viridiplantae; Streptophyta; Magnoliopsida; Poales; Poaceae. Bases 62 to 1198 code for a protein of 378 amino acids. Gene Ontology annotation, molecular function: stearoyl-[ACP] desaturase activity. Gene Ontology annotation, biological process: fatty acid metabolic process. Gene Ontology annotation, cellular component: chloroplast stroma.
UAGCCGUCCAAGAAAGCAAUCCCCUCACCCCACUCCACAGUCAGCCACAGCCAAGCCAACAAUGCAGGCCCAGGGCAUCGUCGCCCGCGCCCCGGUGGCGAUGGCGCCAACCCCCGCGCUCCGCCGGCAAUGCCGCGUGUCCGCGGUGGCGGUGGCGGCGCCCCCCGUGCGGGCCCGCGUGACGCACUCGAUGCCGCCGGAGAAGGCGGAAGUGUUCCGGUCCCUGGAGGGCUGGGCGGCGCGGUCGCUGCUGCCGCUGCUCAAGCCCGUGGAGGAGUGCUGGCAGCCGACGGACUUCCUGCCGGACUCCUCGUCCGAGAUGUUCGAGCACGGGGUCAGUGAGCUGCGCGCGCGCGCCGCGGGGCUGCCCGACGAGUACUUCGUCGUGCUGGUGGGGGACAUGGUCACGGAGGAGGCGCUGCCCACGUACCAGACCAUGAUCAACACGCUCGACGGCGUCCGCGACGAGACCGGCGCCAGUGCGUGCCCGUGGGCCGUCUGGACGCGCACCUGGACCGCCGAGGAGAACCGCCACGGUGACAUCCUCGGGAAGUACAUGUACCUCUCCGGUCGAGUCGACAUGCGCAUGGUCGAGAAGACAGUGCAGUACCUCAUCGGCUCCGGCAUGGACCCGGGAACGGAGAACAACCCGUACCUGGGCUUCGUGUACACGAGCUUCCAGGAGCGCGCAACGGCUGUCUCGCACGGCAACACCGCGCGGCUCGCCAGGGCGCACGGGGACGACGUCCUGGCGCGCAUCUGCGGCACAAUCGCCGCCGACGAGAAGCGUCACGAGACGGCGUACGGGCGCAUCGUGGAGCAGCUGCUGCAGCUCGACCCGGAGGGCGCCAUGCUCGCCAUCGCGGACAUGAUGCGCAAGCGGAUCACCAUGCCCGCGCACCUCAUGCACGACGGCCGUGACAUGAACCUGUUCGAACACUUCGCCGCCGUCGCGCAGCGCCUCGGCGUGUACACUGCCCGGGACUACGCAGACAUCGUCGAAUUCCUCGUCAAGCGGUGGAAGCUGGAGAUCCUGGAGAGCGGGCUCUCCGGCGAGGGCCGCAGGGCCCGGGACUUCGUGUGCGGGCUCCCCCAGAGGAUGCGACGGGCCUCGGAGCGCGCCGGGGACAGAGCCAAGAAGGAUGACCUCAGGAAGGUCAAGUUCAGUUGGAUCUUUGAUAGGGAAGUGGUUGUCUAGUCACUUGGCUUUGUUGCUGACUUCUGGGUAUGAGAUUAUCACGUCAUGUCGUUGUCUGUCAGUGUCAGGUCAUGUAUUUGCAGUGCAGUAAUUGUGCUUCCUGGUAUUAUAAAAUUCGGUGCAAUGUAUGUUCUGGAAUCUUGGCAAGAAACGGUUCGAUUUUGACUCUAU